AAUUGACAGCUGUAUGAAGAUGACUUUUGCAUAUGUAUAUUGGACGUGAAUCCGCUGAGUCAUGGGUAAGGCACUCUCUCAUAAUCCCCAAAUCUCAUUUUCCUUCAUUAGAUGCUACUCCUCCAUCAGUUGUAGCUGCAAUGUGUUCAAAAGUGCCAUUCCUUGGCAUUGCCAUAAAAAAAGCUACUGGCUGUGAUUCAUUCAACAUGCUGGUUAACAAUGGGAGCGCAGGGCAAGUUAUAUUUCAUACUCAUAUCCAUAUAAUUCCUCGCGAACCAUAUGAUUCCUUGUGGACGUCUGAGAGUUUGCAGAGGCGUCCCCUGAACUUGGAUGGGGAAGCUUCUCAGCUAGUUGCUAGGGUCCAAGAACAGUUGUUGCAAUCCAAAGACAAUCACGAUUAGUUCAUAGCAAAAAUCGAGAUUUUGGUUCAAGUAAAGAUUAGUUGGAUCACUGAGCUGUUGUUGUAACUUGAAACUUCCAAUUUGUCUGCAUAUUUUUUAUCAUCUGUACAGUCAAUCAUAUUUUUUACGAGAAAAUAGUUCUGAUGAGGGGAAUCUUUCAA
Messenger RNA from Prosopis cineraria, 562 nucleotides. RefSeq names its product adenylylsulfatase HINT3-like. The transcript has 6 exons. The record is from RefSeq and is a predicted model, not a curated record. Gene Ontology annotation, biological process: purine ribonucleotide metabolic process; sulfur compound metabolic process. The coding region runs from base 33 to 401 and encodes 122 amino acids. Gene Ontology annotation, molecular function: adenylylsulfatase activity. NCBI's taxonomy places the organism in Eukaryota, Viridiplantae, Streptophyta, Magnoliopsida, Fabales, Fabaceae.